Molecule: messenger RNA, 1161 nt
Organism: Pochonia chlamydosporia 170
Lineage: Eukaryota; Fungi; Ascomycota; Sordariomycetes; Hypocreales; Clavicipitaceae
Product: RNA recognition motif domain-containing protein
Exons: 4
Coding region: 1-1161 (386 amino acids)
Biological process (GO): mRNA splicing, via spliceosome
Cellular component (GO): U1 snRNP; U2-type prespliceosome; precatalytic spliceosome
Molecular function (GO): mRNA binding; U1 snRNA binding
Source: RefSeq, a predicted model, not a curated record
AUGACAGACAAGCUCCCGCCCAAUUUGCUGGCGCUCUUCGCGCCGCGACCCCCCCUGCGAUGGGUAGAGCCUCCUGACUUUGCGCCUGAGAAGAGAAAAACUGCACCCAUUGAUGGUGUCGCCUCGUUCUUGCCAGAGCUUCAGAAAUACAAGGAAACGGAUGUGUACAACCCCACAGAAAGUUGGCUCGAGGCGAGGGACAGAAAGAAGCAUGAGAAGAAGGAAGCUGUCCAGACCUUGCUUACGGAUGGGCCUAAGAAUUACACUCCUAACGAGGAUCCGAACAUUCGCGGCGAUGCGUUCAAGACUCUGAUUGUUGCGCGACUGAGCUACGACGCUGAUGAACGGGACUUGGAACGGGAGUUUGGCCGGUUUGGCCCAAUUGAGCGCAUUCGUAUUAUUACUGAUACUCACGCGCACGAAAAACCCAACAAGAAGAAGAAGGCCCACCGAGGAUAUGCCUUUGUCGUAUUUGAGAGAGAGAAAGAUAUGAGAGCUGCUUUGGAUUCCUGUGAUGGCAUUCGCAUCAAAGACAGACGCAUUAAAGUAGAUGUCGAAAGAGGCCGAACAGUUAAGGGAUGGAAGCCGCGUAGAUUAGGCGGUGGCCUCGGCGGACGCGGCUACACCAAAACAGCACCUGCUCGCCCUGGUGGUGGCCCUGGAGGCGGCUUCGGCGGUGGUGGUGGCUUCCGUGGUGGGUUUAAGGGAUUCGACGGUGGCCGAGGCCGAGGCGGCUUCCGCGGCGGGUUUGGUGGUCGCGGAGGAGGCUUCAGAGGAGGCGACGGUCCUCGCGGCGGCGACAGAAACGGCUUCGGGGCACCAAGCGGAGCUCCAUCCGGCCCAGGAGGCGACCGAAGGAACGGUGACCGCGGCUUUGGCGGUGGGUUUGAGUCCAGAGGUGGACGAUCGUUUGAUGACAGACCCGGCGGUGGUUACCGUGAUGGCGGUCGUCGUACCGGCGGCAACAUGGAACCCAUUGGACGCAGAGACGGUGGGUUUCGCGAUAGGGAUCGUGAUCGUGACCGUGACCGUGAUCGGGACCGCGACAGGGACAGGGACCGAGGUGGUCGUGAUUACGACAGGCCGCGUGAUGAUGAUAACCGGAAACGAGGAUAUGAAGGGGGAGGCUACGAGGAUCCCAGAAAACUACGACGGUACUAA